AACGUAUUAUAAUCUGUCUUUACUUACCUGAGAAUAUAAAAAAGUGACAAAAGAGGAAAUAUAACAAUUGUAUGUUACCGGAACCGAAUUAGACGCGUCAUAAUAGAAAGCAGGCUAUUUAAAGAUGUUCAAGAAGGCCUACUUUCUGACCUCGCUGAGAAAAGCGUCUUGUGCUACCACAUGGAAGUUAUGGCAAUGGACACAGCUAUAGUGAGGUAGCAGACGACAGUUUCAAUCAUGAAAAGAUAACGGUAAUUUUGAGAAAUUGACGGCGUGUGUGGAAAAUGGCCUUCUUUUUGAGCUUCAUAGACCUGACUACUGCACUCGUGUUCAUAGCGGUGUUUUUAUUUGUGUCGCACUGGAUUUCUACCCCAACAGAUCAGAUCCCCGGACCUUUUGCUCUCCCUUUCAUCGGAAACCUCCCAAUGUUCUUCGGUAUGAGGCAACGUUCACACAUAGAACUGCUGAAAUUAAAGGAGAAAUAUGGAGAUGUGUUUCGCGUGUUUGUUGGACCGUAUAAACUAAUUAUUAUCAGUGGGUAUGAUAAUAUUCACCAGGCAUUUGUAAAACACGGAUCGAAUUUCAGUCAUCGUCCGAACUGGCUUCCCGAUGUCAAAUCACGAGCUGAAAAAUAUGGAUAUGGGAUUGUGUGGGGUGAUGGGGAUGAAUGGAGAAGGCUGCGCCGUUUUGCUCUGCAGUCGAUGCGAGAUUUCGGCGUCGGUAAAAAGUCGCUCGAGGAAAUCAUACUUGAGGAGGCAAAGCUCCUCGUCGAGGAGUUCGCAGCAAGGGAAGGCCAGCCAAUCAACGACGUAAAGCGCAUGAUGACGUCAUCGAUAAGCAACGUCAUUCAUCAUGUAACUUUUGGUUUUCGAUAUCCACACGACGACGAAACAUUUUUGCGCGUGAUCAAAUUGUUUGAUGAAGUAUUCAAAGGACCAGGGCCUCUUGUCGCCUCUCUUCCAAAAUGGUGUCAGAUUGGCCGAUUGAAGUCGAGCAUAAAGCGGAGCAGGGAAGCCAUCGAACUCCUAACGGAAUAUGUCACGGAGCAAAUAGCGGACCAUGAGAAGACUUACGAUGGAAACAACAUCCGGGACUUUAUAGACCUAUACAUUCAGGCUCAACGUGCAGAAGCCAAGGAUAAUGGAAAACAGACAGUUCAUCAUUUGUUCCGAGUGAUACUUGAUUUAUUCAGCGCGGGAACAGAGACCACCGCAACCUCUCUAGACUGGGCGCUACUUUAUAUGAUAGAGAAGCCGGAAAUUCAACAGAAAUGUUUUAACCAGAUUGUAAAGGUUGUUGGGCUAGGGCGAGAAGUCCGCUUAUCUGACAGGAAAGCGUUACCAUACGUAGAGGCUACACUGUUGGAAGUGCAAAGAAUUUCAAAUAUUGCAAGCAUGUCAUUACCACACAUGACAAAUGAAGAUGUACAAAUAGCCGGAUACGGUAUUCCAAAGAACACAAUAGUAAUGGGGUUCCUAACGACGUCACACUUAGAUCCGAAAUACUUCCCCGAACCACGACAGUUUCGGCCGGAACGAUUUAUUGAUGACGUCACAGGAACGAUUGCACAACAUGACCAAUUCAUACCAUUUUCAUUAGGACCAAGAGCAUGUCCAGGGGAAUCUUUGGCAAAGACUGAAAUGUUUUUGGUGUUUAGCAAUCUCAUUCAAAAAUUCCGAUUCUCUAAAGUGUCGGUUGAUGAUGUGUUGGACUUCAGUGGUAUAACUGGCAUUACCACCUGUGCUUCUCCAUACAGACUUAAGGUGGAGAGUCGGCAUGACUGACAACAAACUGACACCGAUAAAACUGACACUGGUAACAAACUGACAUUAGCACCAAAUAAUUACUGACAGAAAAUUGACACUAACAACAAAAUUACACUGAUGACAAAUUCAUACUAACAACAAACUGACCCUUACAGCAAACUGAAACUGACAACAAACUGAGACUGACAACAAAUUGACACUGAUGACAAACUGACACUGACAAAUUGACAUUGUAUUGUAAGCAAACUGAUUAAAACUGAUUCUGACAGGAAUUCUGACUAAAAUCUGGUACUGACAACAAACUGAGACUGAAGCUCAACUUGUGUGAGAAUAAACUAUUUAAGAACGGAAUACUCGCACAUUAAUUGUUUCCUGUCUGGGAUAGAAAAUACUUUUGCAUUAAAACGAAAAUUGCUUUUGUUUGUUGU
This is a messenger RNA of Magallana angulata, 2194 nucleotides long. Its product is annotated as cytochrome P450 2H2-like. Gene Ontology annotation, cellular component: intracellular membrane-bounded organelle; cytoplasm. Lineage: Eukaryota; Metazoa; Mollusca; Bivalvia; Ostreida; Ostreidae. The coding region runs from base 285 to 1784 and encodes 499 amino acids. Gene Ontology annotation, molecular function: oxidoreductase activity, acting on paired donors, with incorporation or reduction of molecular oxygen, reduced flavin or flavoprotein as one donor, and incorporation of one atom of oxygen; heme binding; iron ion binding. The record is from RefSeq and is a predicted model, not a curated record. Gene Ontology annotation, biological process: xenobiotic metabolic process. The transcript has 8 exons.